AUGUCGGGCAGGGGAAACGCAGUAAAAGAUAAAUACUUUACUAGAAGUAUAGGCAUAUUUGAACCUGAUUCUAAGGAUAAAGUGAAUAGUGAUGAAAGUGUCAGUGAAGAUGUUGAUUUUAAUGAUAAAGAUAUUGUAUCUCUGUUGGAAGAAAGAUACAAGUUCAUGAAUGAUAAUACAUCUACUAGAUAUCGGAUUAGAAACGACGAGAGAGUAUAUUCCGUGUUCCCAGAGUCAAAAAGUAAUCGCAAACUGGAGUGGGCCUUCCGUGCGUUCGCAGUGCGUCGUAUAGUUGGCGGCAUGGAGACGAGCAUCAGCAUGUAUCCGUACAACGUCGCAAUCUCCAGGAACGGCAAGCACUGGUGCGGUGGCUCCAUCAUUGACGAACAGUGGGUGCUGACUGCUGGACAUUGUUUCGAGUCGUAUUUUGAAAAUAAAAGGAAACUUCUUCCCUUCAUUAUCAGAGCAGGGAGUUCGUUCCACAAUCACGGGGGAUAUCAAGCCCGAGUAAACAAGGUUUUCUUUCCAAAUAAUUACUCUCCAGGCAAUGCGGACUACGACUUUUCCUUACUCCGGCUAGAUCGUCCGAUGCCUAUUGGUCGUAAUAUAGCAGUUCUAAAUCUACCUGCGAAGGAAUAUCACAUAGAACCUGAUGAUAUACUUAUUGUCACUGGAUGGGGAAGCACACAUGAGUCCGGUUACGGUAACAUUCCGGAGCGGGUUCGCUUUGUGCCGGUGCCGGUGAUGAAACUGGAGGCCUGUCAGAAGGCCUACCGGUUCUACAUCACGCAGCGGAUGCUGUGCGCGGGAUAUGCCUCUGGAGGGAAAGACGCUUGUAAUCACGACUCAGGCGGGCCAGCGGUAAGGGAAGGUGUUUUGCUCGGAAUAGUCUCGUUUGGGGGAAAAAAGUGCGGCGACCCGCGGUCCCCCGGUGUUUACAGCAGGGUCACUGAAAUCACGCACUGGGUAGAGAAAACCAUCAGUAACAACGAGGCAUGCGAUGUGCCAGAGCUGAAAGCGAAAAUUGAAAAGGCUAGACAAAGAGAACGCGAGUUGCAGAGGUUUAAGGCUAGAGUAGAAGAUAAAAAGAAUAAAAUUAAGAGCUGGCUGCGAGACACACUCAAAUCCCCAAGUUUUCUAGAAAGGGCCAAGAAAAAGCUUAUAGAGGCUGGGUUUCAUUUUAGAAGGAAUUUUAGAAAAUUUGACGAAUCAGUAGCAGUCAUGGAUGAUAAAACUAUGGAUGAAAUCAAUUUAUCUAAUCAGAUUCACGAGCGAAUAUUAGAAGAAGACGCAGAAAAAAACGAGGCGGAGGUGUUUCUGAGAACUUUAGCAAUGCAAGAGGUUAUAUUCAAUAGGGAUAGCAAGGAAAAAUUUUCUUCCAGAGGUUCUGAUGGUAGCGAAGAAAAUAUGGAAGCUAUAAUAGCGUAUUUACUCAAGAAAUAA
Bicyclus anynana (squinting bush brown) is the source of this 1443-nucleotide messenger RNA. RefSeq names its product serine protease 55-like. Gene Ontology annotation, biological process: proteolysis. The transcript has 9 exons. The record is from RefSeq and is a predicted model, not a curated record. Gene Ontology annotation, molecular function: serine-type endopeptidase activity. Bases 1 to 1443 code for a protein of 480 amino acids. NCBI's taxonomy places the organism in Eukaryota, Metazoa, Arthropoda, Insecta, Lepidoptera, Nymphalidae.